UCGAGAAAGAGUUCUGCUUAGUGCUCUUUCACUUUCCUGAAGUUGUCAUUCGAAUAAAUCGGUUCUCUUAAGCCCUGCAUGCAUUAACGUAUAGCUUACCGAGCAUAUACAUUCGCAAACGAUAUACCUAGAAAAGAAACCAUGUUUUAUUCCUUCCUAUUCUUUACCAUGAGGGCCGUCAACCAUGGUUAUGGCGAAAAAAUCAUGUUUCCGAUGGUCUUAACCUCGAUCUCUGCCUUUCUUACCAUGCUCAUUUUUCUUUUUCCUAUCAUAUUAUUGAUCAAGAGGAAACCCAAUGGGAAAAACAUCAAGCAAACUCCAGCGCUCCCACCGGGCCCAACACCGUGGCCAAUAGUUGGAAACCUCCCGGAAAUGUGGAGGAAUAAGCCAGCAUUUCGGUGGAUACAUGGCCUUCUGGAAUCACUCAAUACGGAAAUCGCUUGUAUACGUCUAGGAGGUGUUUGUGUUAUUCCGGUAAAAUCACCGGAACUUGCCCGGGAGUUCUUGAAAAAGCACGAUAUCGUGUUUGCAUCAAGACCUCUUUUUAUGUCGAAUAAAUAUGCUAGUCGCGGCUUUAAGUCUACAGUUUUGGUGCCGUGGGGUGAUCAAUAUAAGAAGAUGAAAAAGUUGGUGGCUUCUCAGAUAAUCAACUCAAAAACAACUCGGUGGCUACUCAAUAAGAGGACCGAAGAAGCUGAUAAUCUUGUUCGUUUCAUUUAUAAUCAGUGUAAGAAUGCUGCGAUUGACAGCCUUGCGGAUGAUCAGUCAAUUACUGGUUCAGUUGUGGACGUGAGACUUGCUGCACGUCAUUACUGUGGAAAUGUCAUUAGGAAGAUGAUAUUCAACAGAAGGUACUUUGGCAAAGGAAAGAAGGAUGGAGGACCUGGAGUUGAGGAAGUCGAACACAUUGAAGCACUUUUCACCAUACUCGACCAUCUUAAUGCAUUUGCUUUAUCGGAUUACCUGCCAUGCUUAACAGCACUAGAUUUAGAUGGUCAUGGGAAGAUUGUAAGUGAGGCUAUGAAGAUCGUUACUAGUUAUGAAGAUCCGAUCGUCGAUGAGAGAUUACGGCAAUGGAGAGAAGGAGAGAAGACGGAGGCCGAGGACUUGCUCGACGCUUUCAUUUUGGCAAAAGAUUCGAAUGGGAAAGCAGCUUUUUCAGUGGAAGAGAUCAAAGCUCAAAUAACGGAACUGGUGCUUGCAACAGUGGAUAAUCCUUCCAACUGCAUAGAGUGGACACUAGCAGAAAUGCUCAACCAACCGGAGCUCCUACAAAAAGCUGUAAAAGAAAUUGACAGGGUAGUUGGGAAGAAGAGAUGGGUUGAAGAAUCCGAUAUUCCACAGCUCAAUUAUGUCAAGGCUUGUGCAAGGGAAGGUUUCCGGCUUCACCCAGUUGCACCCUUUAACGUCCCCCAUGUCUCAAUGCAAGACGCGACUGUGGCUGGCUAUUUCAUCCCGAAAGGAAGUCAUGUCAUCUUGAGCCGAUAUGGUCUCGGCCGCAACCCUCGCGUCUGGAAAGAACCCUUGAGGUUCAAACCAGAUCGACAUCUGAAGAAGGAGGAUGGAUCAUCGAUGGCUGAUGAUCCAGAGGUGGAACUUGCAGAGCAUGAGCUGCGCUUCAUUUCGUUCAGUACGGGAAGGCGAGGUUGCAUGGGCAUCGCGCUCGGCUCUGCCAUGACUGUGAUGCUUUUGGCAAGGCUUCUUCAAGGAUUUUCGUGGAGUUUGCCGCCGAACCAAGAGGAGAUUGACCUCUCUGAGUCCGUGAAUGAACUUUUCAUGGCCAAACCCUUACUUGCACAUGCAAAGCCACGUUUGGCGGCUUCACUUUAUCCUGCUGAAUAAUAACUAUUAAGAAAAAUACUUCUAUUUAUAAGUCGGGACGAAAAACAUACUAUAGACACAUACCAUUGACAUGACAUGAUUUAAUUUGUAAGAGAUUUGAAUUUCAAAAUUUUCUUGCAAAUCAAAUUCUGUCAUGAAUGCAUGUCGGUGGUAUGAAAUGUGUGUUUUAUACACUCACUUAUAAAUAGAAUUUUUCUACUACCAAGACUAGUUCCAAGCACUUAGAUUUCUGAUAGAAAGUUGGGUCCUUGGAUGCAAUUUGACAUAAACUUUUUAAUCAUUUCAAGUUUUUGAUCAGUUCUUUUAAAUGAUCAAAAGAUAUUUCAUCUAGGAAAUGGACGCUAUACAUACUACGUAUCUAUGUAGUAGUGUUCAUACUUUUUAGUUGGUCGGUCCUUAAUUUCUACGUUUUAGUUGGGAGCUAGCUAGCUAGGACACGCGCGGUUGGAUUUCUUGUUUCUUUUAGGCUUGUUGGCCGCCUAUGCAUGGCCGAGCUCUCCUGUGUUUGGCAAAGAAGCGGUAAUCAUGGGUAAUUUGCUGUACGUACGUACGUACGUCCUUGCAAAGUAUGCAGUUAUCAAUAAAAAUAUAUCUUAUCAAUAAAUUAUUUAGUUUAUAAGCAGUGCA
This is a messenger RNA of Carya illinoinensis, 2469 nucleotides long. Its product is annotated as tryptophan N-monooxygenase CYP79A68-like. The record is from RefSeq and is a predicted model, not a curated record. Gene Ontology annotation, molecular function: iron ion binding; oxidoreductase activity, acting on paired donors, with incorporation or reduction of molecular oxygen; heme binding. The transcript has 2 exons. Lineage: Eukaryota; Viridiplantae; Streptophyta; Magnoliopsida; Fagales; Juglandaceae. Bases 142 to 1842 code for a protein of 566 amino acids.